UUUCUCUCUCUCUCUCUCGCUUCCAUCUUUUGGAGACGAAAAUCCAAAGAAAACCCUGAAUAAAAAUCCCGAACAAUCCUCAUCGUUGCCAAACCCUAAUCCUAGGGUUCUUCAGGUGAAGUUUUUGGAUCAUCUCUGCUUCGGAAGUGGUUCUGGUAUCUGUUUUUUAUAUAUUUUUUUCGUGAAAAUAUGUGAGGAAUUUGAUUAUUGGAUUUUUAUUUUUAGAGGUUUUAUCUUCAUUUAUUGUUUAAAGAUUUGAUUUUUCUUUUUCUUUUUAUUAUUAUUAUUAUUUUUAAGCUUGUUUUUGGAUUAUAGGAUAAUUGCAAUGAGUUCUUGGGGAUUGGUAGAAGAGUGCGGAGUUUGGGCUCCAUAGAAUCUCUGGGAUGUUGAGUGAUUGAGUUUCUUUCUUUCUUGAUUUUUUGUUUUUUUGUUGUUUUUUUUAUUCCAAAAUAGUGUUUUUUCUUGAUUUCGUUGAGAAAGUUCGCAUCUUUAGUGGAUUAUUUCUUGUUUCUUGGGCUCUUCGAUGGUGCCACCCGGUCCGUCGCCGAGUGGAGCGCCGGCGGCGAUGACGCCGUCGCUUCUCCGGACGAACUCGGGUGUUCUCGGUGGAGGGUCAUCCAUCCAGUCUCAGCCCUCUUUCUCGUCUUUGGUAUCGCCCAAGACUCAAUUCAACAGUAUCAACAAUAACAGCAAUGACAGCAUGACCUUUCUUGGGAACAUGUCGUUGCUUAAUCACUCGUUUGGGAAUGGUGGGCAAACCCCCAAUGCCAGCUUGUUGGCCUCUCAGAGAGGUAGUCUUGGCGUUGGCCGAGCCAUUGAUAUGGUUGGUAGUGCAGAGCCUGAUCCUCUUUCAUUUCAAUCUUCAUCUGGUGCUGCUCAGGGGCAGCAGCAACAGCAGCAGCAGCAGCAGCUCCGAGAGGCCAAUUCUCAGAAUCAUCAUCAGCAGCAGUUCAGUGCUUCGUUCAGCCAAUCACAACUCCAGGGAGCAACCGGUGGUGCAGGCAACUUGGUUCCUGUGAAAUUCGAGCAGCAAAUGGGUAGCGGUGAUCAGAAUGUUCAGCAGCAGCAGCCACUACAAUCUUUGCAAAGGGGCAUUGGGUCUGCCAAGUUGGAGCAGCAAUAUUUAGAUCCAUCUUUGUUUCUGCAGCAACAACAGCAGCAGCAUCAGCAUCAGCAGCUGCCAAAUCAGUCACAACAGCAAUGGAUGUUGCAGAUGCAGCAGCUGCGGCAGCAGCAGCAGCAGCAGCAGCAGGAGUUAUUGAGGUCCAAAAUUCCUCAGCAACGGGUCCACUUGCAACAGCAGCUACUUCAGCAGAGUCUAGUAUCUCGGUGUGCUCAACGGUUGACACGCUAUAUGUUUCACCAGAAGAACAGACCAGAGGAUAACAAUAUUGGGUUUUGGAGAAAAUUCGUCGCAGAGUACUUUGCUCCCAAUGCGAAGCGAAGGUGGUGUGUUUCUCGUUAUGGAAGUGGCCGUCAAACAACUGCUGUUUUCCCUCAGGAUCUUUGGCAUUGUGACCUAUGCAAUUGCAAACCUGGCCGAGGUUUUGAAAUAAUUGUUGAAGUUUUGCCAAGGUUGUACCAAAUCAAAUAUGCUAGUGGUACUUUGGAGGAACUUCUUUAUGUUGAUGUGCCUCGGGAGCACUACAAUGCAUCAGGUCAACUUGUCCUUGAUUAUGCAAAAGCUGUCCAGGAGAGUGUGUUUCAGCGCAUGCGCAUAGUACGCGAAGGCCAUUUGCGUGUUGUUUUUAAUCCAGAUUUGAAGAUUGCUUCAUGGGAGUUCUGUGCUAGGCGCCACGAGGAGCUUAUACCUCGAAGAAUGAUGAUUCCACAGUUGGGCCAACUUGGGGCUGCUGUUCAGAAAUACCACUCUGCCCUCGUGAAUACACCUUCUUUCUUGCCUGCACAAGAUUUGCACAAUACUUGUGAUUCGUUUGUGAUUUCUGCCCAGCAAUUAGCCAAAGCUGUAGAGGUGCCUCAAUUAAAUGAACUAGGGUACACAAAAAGAUAUGUUCGGUGCCUUCAGAUAUCAGAGGUAGUAAAUUGUAUGAAUGAUCUCAUCGACUACAGCAAAAUGACCGGCUCGGGACCAAUAGCUAGCCUCAUCAAUUUCCCUCGAAGGACUUCCGGUAUGUCUACUGUUCAUUCUUCGCAAGCUCGACAACAACUAGAGCAGCAACAGGUAGCUCAAAACCCGACUAGCUUUGCACCACCAACCACAUUGCGCCAGAAUUCAAUGAAUUCCAGACAAGAUAACCAGAUGAAGUCUGUAAGCCUGGCUAGUUCAGUGCCUCCAUCCCAACCAAACACAUUGCCCCCCUUUACAUCCCCGGCAUUAUCGACAUCCAGUAACACCACAGCCAUACCAGUCUCUAAUCGCGGCGCACCUUUGAGGCAACCGACUGACACUGAACACGAUGAAUCACCAAGCUCAGUCGAGCGGAUUCUGCGAGAGUUAACAGCUGGGAAUCGACAGCAACAAGACAACAGCAAUCGAGUUUUGGGACGGAUUGGAUCGGUGAAGAACUUAAACAAUAAUAAUCUUCAGUAUGAUUGGAGAACCUCUUAGAAAUUUCGGCAUUGGAUUGCUUGAGCAGAAACAAAAUUUUGGCCAUCUAACUGCAGAAAUUCAAUGUAAGUUUGAGCAGCAUUCUCUUAUAUCUCUUAGUUCACAUAUACAUAUAUAUAUAUAUAUAUAUAUAUUAACGUA
This is a messenger RNA of Dioscorea cayenensis subsp. rotundata (Guinea yam), 2710 nucleotides long. RefSeq names its product transcriptional corepressor SEUSS-like. Gene Ontology annotation, biological process: negative regulation of transcription by RNA polymerase II; positive regulation of transcription by RNA polymerase II. Lineage: Eukaryota; Viridiplantae; Streptophyta; Magnoliopsida; Dioscoreales; Dioscoreaceae. Bases 524 to 2569 code for a protein of 681 amino acids. Gene Ontology annotation, cellular component: transcription regulator complex; nucleus. The transcript is spliced from 9 exons. The record is from RefSeq and is a predicted model, not a curated record.